Lipotes vexillifer (Yangtze River dolphin) is the source of this 1233-nucleotide messenger RNA. RefSeq names its product WW domain binding protein 1 (gene WBP1). Gene Ontology annotation, molecular function: WW domain binding. NCBI's taxonomy places the organism in Eukaryota, Metazoa, Chordata, Mammalia, Artiodactyla, Lipotidae. The record is from RefSeq and is a predicted model, not a curated record.
GGAGGGUGAUGUGGAUUGGUAGGACGGAACAACCUGGGUGCUAGUUGGCAGAGCUCUGGCUGGAUGGAAGGUCCGGUUGCGAAGUGAUGGUGGAGGCAGCGAAGAUGGGCCGGGCAGGGACCAUGGCGGUGGCGGCAGAGGUGGCAGGGGCGGGGUGGCUGGCGGUAGAGGAGACUGUGGUCUUCAGGGGGCUGUAGGCAGAGGCAUGGCUCGGGCCAGCGGCGGGAACGGCAGCGAGGAGGACGGGGGGGCACUUCGGGUGCCGCAACAGCAGCUUCGAGAGCUGUGCCCAGGAGUGAACAACCAGCCUUACCUCUGUGAGAGUGGUCACUGCUGCGGGGAGACUGGCUGCUGCACCUACUACUAUGAGCUCUGGUGGUUCUGGCUGCUCUGGACUGUCCUCAUUCUCUUUAGCUGCUGUUGUGCCUUCCGCCAUCGACGAGCUAAACUCCGGCUGCAGCAACAGCAGCGGCAGCGUGAGAUCAACUUGUUGGCCUACCACGGGGCAUGCCAUGGGGCUGGCCCUGUCCCUCCCGGUUCACUGCUUGAUCUUCGCCUCCUCAGCACCUUCAAACCCCCAGCCUAUGAGGAUGUAGUUCACCGCCCAGGCACACCGCCGCCUCCUUACACUGCAGCCUCAGGCUGCCCCUCGACUGCUUCCAGUGAAUGCACCUGCUGCUCCUCUGCUUCUAGUUGCCCUGCCCACCAAGAGGGAACAAAUGUGGAAGAUGUUUCCUCCCACCAGAGUGACCCUCCUCAUCAGGAGGGUGAGCCUGGGGCAGGGGUGAGCCCUGCCCCCACACCACCCUUCUGCCGCUAUCGCCGCUUGACUGGGGACUCAGGUAUUGAGCUCUGCCCUUGUCCUGACUCCAGUGAGGGGGAGCCAGUCAAGGAGGCUAGGGCUAGUGCCACCCCACCAGAUGUGGAGGACCUCCCCUGUGCACUGCCCCUAAAUCCUGUACCCCAGGUCUCUCCUGUGGGGCUGGCUUCCAAUGAAGGGGACAUCCCAUAAGCAAUUUGGGGAGGGUGGGUGGUUUACUUGCCCACCAGAAACAGCCCUGCUCCCAACUCCCUGAGUUCUCCUCAGCCUCUCCCUGCCCUCCUAGAAUCGGUCUGAAAGGGCUGGAAUCCUGAGGAGAAGGGCAGUGUUUGCAGGACUGUGCUAGCUCUAUCUCCUAAGACAUACACAGGAGCCUUUGAUCUCAUUAAAGAGAUGUGAACCAGCUGCUUGUG